AUGACGAAAUUUUAUCCUUCAUACAAAGACUACUUUGAAAAAUUACAAGAUAUUCAAGAUCUUGAUUUUUACGAUGAAGUUGACAUUAAAGAUUUUACGUUUGAUAAAGAUAAUUCUCGUCUUACAUAUCCAUGUCCUUGUGGAGAUUUGUUUGAAAUAUUUAUAGAAGAUUUAUUAAACCAUGAAGAUGUUGCAAGAUGUCCUAGCUGCUCACUAAUUAUUAAGAUUGUAUAUGAAGACAUUGAUUUAGAAGAUUUUUUAUAA
Molecule: messenger RNA, 264 nt
Organism: Vairimorpha ceranae
Lineage: Eukaryota; Fungi; Microsporidia; Nosematidae
Product: diphthamide biosynthesis protein dph3
Exons: 1
Coding region: 1-264 (87 amino acids)
Biological process (GO): protein histidyl modification to diphthamide
Molecular function (GO): metal ion binding
Source: RefSeq, a predicted model, not a curated record